AUGUUGAAGACGCUGGAUGCGUCCUGCAAGGCCUCGACGGUGAGCGAGGUCAUGCAAGAGGUCCGCGGCUUCUUUACUUUGGGUCACCUGCUCUAUGCGUACGCGUACUUGCGGAUGCUUCACUACAAGGAUCCCAACCUGUACUACGCAGCUCUGUGGCACGAUCCGGCCUUUCUCCUGCCGAUUGUGUACACACCUACAGUUGGUGAAGCGUGCCAGAAGUUUGGCCUGCUUCCCUUCUUCCCCCGCGGCUGCUAUGUCUCAAUAUGCGACUGCGGCAAGGUAAAGGAAGUGCUGCUAGAAUACGCAGAAGCCAUGCUCACAAAGGAUGAGAAUGGCAAGUUUGAGUGCCAGUGCAUAGUCUUCUCGGAUGCAGGGCGCAUCCUUGGUUUGGGAGACCUCGGCUGUUGGGGGAUGGGCAUUCCGAUUGGAAAGCUGGAUCUCUACACAGUCUGUGCCGGCUUCAACCCGUACAAGACGGUGCCGGUCAUUAUCGAUUCAGGAUGCACUGACGCAAGUGGCAAUUCAGCCAAACUUACAAUCCGAGACCAUGAGCUGUACACAGGAUUGAAGCAGGAUCGAAUGAAGCACGAGGAUGCACAAGGUGCCGAAGUGAAUACUGCUUACUACGGGCCUUGCUCCCUCAUCGGCGAGUUCAUGGCUGCAGCAGCAGACAUCUUCAGCCGAAAGUGUUUGCUUCAGUUCGAAGACUUCAAUACAAACGAUGCCUUCCCGCUGCUGGAGGAGUACCGGCACAAGUUCCUGAGCUACAAUGACGACAUCCAGGGCACUGCGGCUGUUGUUGUAGCGGCGGUGCUGGGUGGAAUCCGGCUUCAGAAGCCAGGUUGCAAGGAGCUGAUCAAGGAGCUCAGAAAGACACGCGUGCUUUUCCAUGGAGCCGGCUCCGCGAACUUGGGAAGUGCGAUGUUGCUUCGGAGCGAAGCAGGAGUGCCCGCAGAGUCGAUCCUCUGCACGAACUCCAAAGGCGUCAUCUGGAAGUCAGAGAAUGGAGCGAAGGGAAACUUCAAGAACUUUGAGCAGAAGGCUGCCGCCGCCAUCGGAGAGCCAAGUGGUUACGAUUUCACGAACCUCAUUGAAGUCAUCAAGCAUCACAAGCCCGAUGUCCUCAUUGGGGCAGUUGGUCGGGCACCCAACUGCUUCAACAAAGAAGUCGUCGAAGCCAUGCUGGAAGUUCAAAAGAACAAGCCUGGAGGCGGAGGACGGCCCAUCAUUUUCGCUCUCUCUAACCCCAUGACCCAAGCAGAGCUCACAGCAGUGGAUUGCUACAAGUUCUCCGACGGUCAAGCAAUUUUCGGCUCUGGCACCCGUUUUCCACCAGUGGAUUUCAAGGGCAGGAUGCGAAUACCCGGCCAAGUGAACAACUUCUUCAUCUUCCCGGGCAUGUCUUUUGGAGCCUACUGGUGUGAGGCGAAGAAGAUUCCAGACAAAUGGUUCAUGGUCGCGGCAAUCACCGUGGCACAGUCCCUCGAUGACAAGGACAUGGAGGCCGAGUCUGUGCUGCCACAUCCUUCUCGCAUUCAGCAAGUCAGCCACAAUGUGGCGGUUAAAGUCGCUAUGGCCGCGCAACGUGACGGCUUGGCGCAGCACCCCUUGGGUGAUGACAUCACCGGAGUCAGCACUGCACUGAAGGUGCGCCGAUGGGCGCCGCUUCGCGUGCCUGAGGGAGUCAAGGUGAUGGACAUCUGCCUUGGGUCCUUAGUCACUCCCCGGAACAUCAAGGAUGUUGUCGCACUCCUCAAAAAGGAGGUGAUCAAGACGCUGGGUUAUGAGGCCUCCAACACCGAAGGCAACCUGGAGUACCGGCGGCUGCUCAUCAGAGCACUGCAUGCAUGCACAGGGCAAUACCCUGAUCAAGCUCAGAGCGUGAUGUUCCUUUUGAUGGACUUCUUGACCGAGUCUGACCAGAUGACGGCCACCGAAGUAGUCAUGUUCCUUCGUGAGUUGAUCGCGAACUACACAGAAAUGCGGCUGCCGAUUCUGCAGCGCCUUGCCGAGUGCAUUGCCGACGUCUCGCAGUCGCGUGUCCUGCGAGGUUGUCUCUGGCUGUUCGGCGAGUACUGCGAAGAUGAAGCCCUUAUUGAGAAUGUCAUCCAGGGUGUGCUUGCGGCGGUCAGGCCGCUGCCCCUUGUCCUGGAAGAUUCAUCGAAAGACAAGAAGGACUCCAGCAACAGCGAGAAGAAACAGCAGGAGAAGAAGCCGCCGAAAAUCACCACCAAAACAGUAGUGUUGGCGGAUGGCACGUACGGCACUCAGAAUGUCUACGAAGGAGGCGAAGGAGAAGAGGAAGAGGCUCCUGAGGAGAAAGCGAAGACUGAGUCCAAGAAGACGGCCUUCCGGACAUUGCUGCUUGGUGGCGACUUCCUCCUCUCCGCCAUGGUAGGUGUGUCGAUGACAAAGCUGUGCAUGAAGCUGAAGAAGCUGCCUGUCGGGGUUCGCAACGAGGUGCUGUUGGUCAUUGCGAACCUUUUCAAGCUCGUGAAGCAGCAUGCUUGUGGUGGCGAGAAGUGCGACAGUGCUGUUCGACUCAGUCAAUGCAUCCGAGCGUUUGCGGUGCUCGGCAACUCGCAGCUCUCGGACUCGCAGCGUGCAGCUGCACAGCUAGUACAAGGCGACUGGACGUCCAAUCAUGGACGAGACCAGCUGGCAAAGGUGCUGGAGCUUGCAGCUCAAAACUCGGAGUGGGCUCUCGGCCAGGAGGAGGAGGUGCAGGAGAAGAGCGUUGGGCCAGACGAGUGCGUCAUGUUUCGGCAGCUUCGUGAAAGAAAGGGUGGAAUUGGACCAACAGGUGCCAUGGACGAUGAUGAGGACUUCAGUGCCGCUCGUGGUGCCUUCCUGGCGCAGGCAGCGGCCGAUGGUGCGCUGUUUGCAGAGCGCUUGGCCAAGGUGCAGCAGAUGACAGGCCUUGCUGACCCUGUGUAUGUGGAGGCUUUCCUACAGGUGCACUCCUUCGACCUUAUGCUCGAGCUCCUCGUAGUGAACAGAACCAGCGAGACGCUGCAAAACGUUCUCAUCGAGUUGAGCACACAGGGAGACUUGAAGAUUGUGGACAGACCGUCUGCAGUAACACUUGCAGCAGGUCAACAAAUGACGCUCCACGCCUCUAUCAAGGUAGCGUCAACGGAGACUGGCAUUAUUUUUGGCUACGUCACGUUCGAAAAGAAGAGUGCAGCAGACAAGGAAUGCUCUGUCCUGAACGAGCUGCACGUGGAUAUCCUGGACUACAUAGAACGAUCCUGGAUCAACGAGCUAGCCUUCCGGACCAUGUGGUCGGAGUUUGAGUGGGAGAACAAGGUGAACAUCAACACCUCCAUAACAGAGGUGGGGACGUUCCUGGAACACAUCAUGAGAAACACCAACAUGUCUAUCGUCGGUAGAAGCUACAAGAAGGGUGGUGACAGUAAGACUCAGAAGAAGGGCAAGCUUACAGCUGAAGAUGUCCAAGAGAUGCUGCGAGAUGCUGUGGGGAUCAAGAAACUCAUUGACACCUCUAGCUUCGUCGCAGUCAACCUCUAUGCCAAGUCCAUCUUUGGCGAGGAUGCGCUCGCGAACAUCUCCAUCGAGAAGCUUCCAGACGGCAAGCUGACAGGCAGCUGCCGCAUUCGCUCCAGAACGCAGGGCAUCGCUUUGUCCCUGGGCGACCGCAUCACCAUUGUGCAGAGAGGUGUCCAGGCCUUUGCGCUGAUGGAGGAAACGCGGAUGUCGAUACCGGCAGGAGUGCAGAAAAUGACAGCCAGGCUUCGGCAUGAGAUCGCAGCCCGUGCCGCCAGUCAAACUCCAACUUGCACUUUGCCGAAACCAGACCGGCUCUGA
Messenger RNA from Symbiodinium sp. CCMP2592, 3831 nucleotides. The record is from the annotation of a GenBank genome assembly. Lineage: Eukaryota; Dinophyceae; Suessiales; Symbiodiniaceae.